Eimeria acervulina is the source of this 486-nucleotide messenger RNA. RefSeq lists its product as hypothetical. The transcript is spliced from 3 exons. NCBI's taxonomy places the organism in Eukaryota, Apicomplexa, Conoidasida, Eucoccidiorida, Eimeriidae. The record is from RefSeq and is a predicted model, not a curated record. The annotation marks the transcript as partial.
GGGACGCAUGAUCUUGUUCGUCAGCAGCAGCAGCAGCAGCAGCAGCAGCACGGGAGCGGUGGCGCGAAGCAGCUGCAGCAAGGCUCGUCUAGGCAGCCGCAGCAGCAGCAGCAACAGCAACAGCAGCAGCAGCAACAGAGGCAGAAGCAGCAGCGGAGACGCGCAGAUGAUGCAGAGACGCAGGAGACACUUACAUCAAUUGCAGCAAACGUUUCUCUUGCUCUCGAAGCAGCAGCACGCCUAAACAAGAUAUACGCAGCGCAGCAGCAGCAGCAGCCUGUUGAAGCGAGUUCGCUCGCAGCAGCAGCAACAGCAACAGCAACCGCAGCAGGAGCAGCAGCUGCAACAGCAGCAGAACGACAGUGUCCUGCAGCAAGCGCCGCAGCAGAAGGAGCUGCCCAGGGGUGUCUGCGCACCUUAUGCAGCUGCCGCUUCUACUGGGAGGCAGCAGGAGCUCGCUCACAAGCAUUGCGCAGUCAUAGCUAG